Lolium rigidum is the source of this 1204-nucleotide messenger RNA. RefSeq lists its product as uncharacterized. The record is from RefSeq and is a predicted model, not a curated record. Bases 461 to 1204 code for a protein of 247 amino acids. NCBI's taxonomy places the organism in Eukaryota, Viridiplantae, Streptophyta, Magnoliopsida, Poales, Poaceae. The transcript has 2 exons.
UGCCGCCACAAUCAUUCUUGCCCCAUUUAAUUAAUUAAUCAGUCUGCAAUUUCAUUUCUUUUUUUGCCUUCGUCUCUGGCUCCGGCGGCCAAGAACCGAGCUUGUACACCUCGCCGCCGCCGACCGGAAAUGCUCGCCGCUCCGGCCGAGUGCAGAGGUCAUAGAGGGGCCCUACCAUGCCUCUCCUUGGGGUGUGUGUGUGGUGUGACUGUCGUGGUCAAGGAGGGUUAGGCAGGCGACGAAUUCGCUCGGGGCUCGAGAAGCCUUAGCGUGCCGGAAUUUCCUUCCCUUCUCUCUCCGCAUUUUUCUUCUUGCUCGAUCCAUGUGGAAAAUUAACUUACUCGAGUAGACUUGCGUAGUCUUCUUCUUCUUCCAGCGGUUCACUGACUUCCUCGCUCGGUUCGGCUUGGUUCGCUUUUGCCUUUUUUCUUUCCAACGAAAAGUUUGGCACUGUAGUGAGAUGCUGUGUUACAAUGAUGUUGUUCAGAGCGUGGAGGAGCUGAAGCAGAGCCUGCUGGCGGCGACGGUGGAGCUGGAGGCGUCCAAGGAGGAGCUGCGGCGGAAGGAGCAGACCAUCGCCAAGCUCGCCGACCUCGUGCGCCAGGUGGCCAAGGAGCGCGACGAGGCGCGGGACCAGGCGCAGCCGCUCGCGCUGCUCGCCAAGCAGGCGCCGGCGCCGGCGCAUGCCACGCCGCAGCCGCCCGCGAUGGUCACCUCCAGUGUCACCGACUCGGACUGCAGCCUCGUCUCGUCCCCCGUGGACCCCUUCUUCGACCCCGUCACCUCCUCCGACCGUCGCCGCUGCGGCGGCAAACUUAGCCCACCCCCGCCGGUGAAGCAGCAGCAGUUUGGCGCGGACGCUGUGCUCGACAUGCUCGCGGGGAAGAGGCCGCUGCCGCCGCGUGGCCGGCUCCUGCAGUCCGUCAUGGAGGCCGGGCCGCUGCUGCAGAACCUGCUCGUCGCCGGCCCGCUCCCGCGGUGGCGCAACCCGCCCCCCGUGCACGCGCUCGACGCGGUUCCCGUCGGCGGCGUCCGCGGCGGAGUCUACGUCGGCGCGACACCCCUUCAUCCCACCAACGCCGCCUCUGUGCUGGGCUACGGCCCCAACGCCAACGCCUGCAUGAAGCGGCAGAUGCCCACCAUGGCCAUGGCCGCCGCCAACUGCUCGCCGGGCUUCGUCGCCAAGCGGCACAGGCUGCAUUGA